Messenger RNA from Chara braunii, 2659 nucleotides. NCBI's taxonomy places the organism in Eukaryota, Viridiplantae, Streptophyta, Charophyceae, Charales, Characeae. The record is from the annotation of a GenBank genome assembly.
UUCUACCCUGUGGUCCUUAGAAAGUCAGUCAGUCAGCGGGUCAGUGUCCGGGUAGGUCUACGUGGUGAGGAGUGGGACCUUUGUCGUGCACCUGACACCACGAUGGAUGACUAUCCGAUGUAUGGGUUGCUUGUUGGGUUCUCCCUCUGGGGGACCCUUUGGCGCCUCCUCUUUCCCCUGGGGUUCUGGCACACCUUCACGUGUAGAGCAGACACCCGGGGUGGUACCUCCACUAAGCCGUAUACCAAGGAGGAGGAAGCAAAGAUGGCCGCCAUCCUGCAGGAGAGAAAGGAGAAGAAGGAGGCCAAGAAGAAGGCCCUGCAGGAGGAGCAGGCGGCAAAGUUGAAGAAGAUAGAGGAGGAGAUGGCUAGAGAAAAGGAGAGGUUGAAGAAGGAAGAAGAGGAGAGGUUGAAAGAGAUGGAAGAGGAAGAAGAAGAUGAAACGCCACUGCAAAGGAGGAAGGGGCAGCACAGUGGCGAAGAGAUGGAGAAACGGUUUUCAGAAUGGGUCGCCAACUUAUCCCUGGGCGAAGAAGAAGAGGUAACUAUGUACAUCCCCAAGGAUGAGCAAGAAGCCGCUAUGAAGAAAUGGGAAGAAGAAGAAGAUGUUCUGAAGCGGCAGGUGAUGGAAGAUGAAACGAGGAUGGUGUGGAAACUCGCAAUAAUGAGGGAGAAGAAAAGAAGAGUGGAGGCGGCGAGUGCAACAAUGCAGGAAUUAGCGGAGGUGCAGAAACUAACUCUGCGAUUGACCCCCCAGGUAGACCUCCAACAAAAGGUGGAUAUCAUUGCCCAGAGCGUCGAUCGUUUAACCAGGGUGCAAGAACGACAAUACGAGUUUAGCCGAAGUCAGGACAUAGCUGUGCGUUCGAUGCAGAUGGGGUUUCGGGACUUUGCCCGCGAAUUGGUAGGAGCCGUAGGAGCCGAGGUGAAUCAUCGCCUCGAGAAGACUGAGCGCUUUUGCGUCGGCGCCAUUGAGGGCGUCAAGGUGGCAGCUCCCAAGGAGGAGCCGCGUCCUCGUAGGAAGUCGGUCAAAGUCAAAUUCCCUGAUUCCUACAGUGGGAAAAGGGAAGAAAACUUUGACAACUGGGAGGCCAACGUCAAGACCUAUGUGCAUCUGCAACAGGUCUCCCCAAAUCAGCACGUGUUAAUUGCCAUUCAUGCRMUUAGAGAUGAGGCCGCCAGUUUCGCAAGGUCCCUAGUCCGCGCUGCCAACUGCAACAAUGAUGCAGUGGCCUACUCAUCGUUCACCCCCCUCGUUGAUUUCAUGAAAUUGUUGCGCGAGCGAUUUGCUGAUGUCGAUUGCAAUGUUGAGGCCUCAGAUAAGCUCCAGACCAUCCACGCUCGUAAAUGGAAGAGUGUCAAGGCACUCAAGGGUACGAUGGAUGAAUUGGUGGCUGUCCCUGACCAUGGGGUCACAGAGGCCCAAUUGGUCGACCUCUUUUAUCGGGCCAUGCCCGAAGCCUUUCGAGGGCAGUUCUUCGCGAAGAGCGAAGAUCCUGCCACCACUUAUGAUUCCCUUAGCCGUGAAGUGGUGGCUUUCGAGGCGAAGUCAAUGUCACUUUCUACCUUCUGGCACAAAGACCUCGACAAAGGAAAGCAAUGGAAAGGCCGCACUAUCUCAGGGCAAGUCAAGACCAAGGAUAGCAUUGUCCUUACCUUAGAUGAAGGUAGUGUGGACGAGAUCCCCUACGAGCAGAUUGAGUGGGGGUUAGAGGAGGAGGACAGUGGUGUGAGCCAGGGGAGGACUUACGCUGCUGUCGCGGCUGGGAGGAGGCCGCAAGGAGGACGACGAGGCCAGGGCCAAGGGGGCCGGGCCUUAGGGAGCCGGUUUCAGGGCGAUCAGGGGGUUGGCGACAGAGGAGGAAACCGCCAAGCGGGAGGAAGGGGUCAAAGUCCCCCACAAAACCGUCCUAGGAAUAGGUCUCCCUACAGGGCGUAUUUCCGCCUAGAGAAAGAUGGGAAAGUGGAGAAAGUUCUCCACUCCCUGACUCUGCUCGUAAAAGACAGCCUCCCAUUCGAUAUUGUCUUGGGGAUGGAUUGGGGAGAGGCAGCUGGGGCCACACUCCAUUUGAAGGAGCACGAGUGUAAGCUCCCUAGCCCUUCAGGCGAGGCUAAGACUGCCCGCAUGUUCCAUGUGUCAGGAGUAGAGAAUCCCCUGGCACAUUGCUGCCUUAGUGCACCUGCAUUCGCGAGAUUCGUGAAGAAGGAGCACCUAGAAGAACAGGUCUUUGUAGCCUAUGUUAGGCCAGUGACUGAGCCUAAGGAAGAGAAGCCUAUAGACCCUGCUAUUGCCAAACUGCUGGAGGAGUUUAAAGACCUAGCUGAGCCGCCGACAGGAGUAGUGUCGCGGCCCAUCCAGCAUCGCAUUGAGAUAGAACCUGGCGGUAGAACUCCUAAGGGUGCGGUGUACAGGAUGUCCCCGCGGGAGUUAGAGGAGGUUCGCAAGCAAUUAGACGAGCUCCUUGAGAAGGGUUGGAUUAGGCCUAGUUCAUCUCCUUUUGGAGCACCUGUUCUCUUUGUCCCCAAGAAAGAGGGAGAGUUGCGGAUGUGUAUAGAUUAUAGGGGUCUGAAUGCUGUUACAGUAAAGAAUGUGGAGCCACUGCCUAGGAUAGACGAUCUUCUGGAUCGAGUGUAGGGGGCAAAGUAUUUCUCUAAGAUAG